AUGGUACCCGGAGUGGUGUACAAGUACAGAACAGCAGCAACACUCUCACAAUUCAAGAACAGCAGUAACAAGAACAGCAGCAACAAGAAAAACAGCAACAAGAAAAACAGCAACAAGAAAAACAGCAACAAGAAAAACAGCAACAAGAACAGCAGCAACAUGGAUCCAACCAAGACAAUCAAAGACGAAGCCAGCAUCCUCACCAUGGAUGAUCAGAAGUCCAGCAAGGAUGGCCCUCGCCAACGCCUCUCAGUCAGGUCCUCAAAAUUUGAUCGUGGCAACAAGGGAUUCCUGGAUGAUGAAGAACAGCUACUUGUUAAGUACGAUGCCAACGGUGAUGGCAGGAUCGAUGCUGCAGAACUCUUCAGCAUUGUGGAAGAUCUGAACAAGGAGAAGCAGAAGAAGAAGGGCCUCAAGAAGGGACUUGGCUUGUCUUUGGUGGCAAUCCUAUUGCUCCUCACCAUGUCUUUUGGUCUUGUCUGGGCAGUCGUGGCCCUCACCAAAGAGGUUGUGGUUGAUGGCAGUGGACACUUGGUGGACUCCCAUACUGGCAAUGUGGUAGAGACCAGGCCUGAGGCCAGCUUGAUUCACCUCAAGGCGGAUAGUGGUGUUGCCCGCAGGUUUCUCAUGAGGAAGCUACAAGAUUCAGUUGGUGGUGGUUUGGACAGGUCCGAUGAGCUAGAUGGAGAAGGAAGGCAGCACCUGGGAACUGCUUCCAAGAGUGGAGUACACACAGCCUACAGACGAUUCCAGGAGAAUUCGGAGCAUUGCAAUGCUGUGGUGACUGUGAAUGGUGUUGAGUACACCCGCCCCCUUAACCUUGCUGGGAUCAGCAGGAAAGAGGAGGAUGCGGACAGGAGGAAGCUAGGUGGUGAUGGUGGAAGUCCCCCCAGAAAGUUGCUUUACCAAGGCAUCUACAUGGAAUCUGAUCCAGACCAAGAGUUUCGGCUGGAUUGUGAGGAUGAAGAAGAUGACUGCACUGUGUUCUCUGUUGGGCGCUUUCAUCCUGGAUCACCAUCUAACCGAAGAUUGGCCUAUAUUGGUAAAGACCAAUGCCAAGACAAUGAUGGUUGCAAUGGUGACUUUACCUGCGAUACUACCUGGGGAGACAAUAGAUGCACAUGUAAUGAAGACACAGAUUGUGAAUACCUUAUUGAGAGUGGUGGUGCUCACUACGCUUACCGACACUACAGUCCUAUUGAUUCUCAAUGCACAAGUGGAAAGUGCUACACUUACUACAGCUGCUUCUCCGCCUCCAUGACAACCAUGACACCAGAUGGUCCCAAGAGAAUGGAUGAGCUCAAGAUCAAUGACCUGGUGUUGACUUCCUCUGGCCAGUUCCAAAAGGUAUAUGCUUGGCUCCACAGGACACCUGAGAAGGUUGCUGCAAGCCAAGCCAGAGAGUCAGAGUACCUCCAGAUUGUCACAGACCGUGGAAACAAGAUUGAGAUUACCCCCAAGCACAUGAUCUACAUCAAUGACCAGCAGUAUCCUGUGGAGGCUGGCCAUGUUAAGGUUGGUGACUUCUUGUCCCUUAUGGAGCCUAGUCAUGCCACCACCACCACCAAGGCAGCCAAAGUGACUGCCAUUACCACUGUCAAGCUCAUGGGGGGCUUCUCUCCUGCCACUGAGGAUGGAACCAUUGUUGUCAAUGGUCUUCUUGCCUCCUCCUACAGCAACCCUCGCUACACUGACAAUGAACAUGUGGUGGUUGCUGGAAAGCCCUUGAUGCACAGGCAGGCAUUCACCCACCUGAUCACCUCUCCCCUGAGGUUGCUCUGUAUCCAUGUCAACAGUGCCUUCUGUGAGGUGGAUAUGGAUGGGGAAGCAUUUUUGCCUUUCUCCAAGGGAGUUGACAAGCUCUAUGUUGCCUCUGCAAAUGCUGGAAUUGUGGAUAGUGUGUUGAUGUUGACAGGCUUUGUAGGAAUGAUGGCCCAUGGAAUUGAGCUUUUCUUCAAGAUGUUUGGCCUUCCCUUGAUGGCCUCUGGAUGUGUUCUUGCCCUUAUCAAUGCUGUGGCGCCCUUCAACUUCAACAUGCAGAUUGUCAACAAGGCCAAGAAGGUUAACUAAUGUGUGUGAAAUCCCUAUAUAAGGUUGUGUCCAUGUGAAAUUGUUGGUGCAUGCGUAUGUGUUCAAGAAGAAGAAAACUCCAUAAAUGACAAGGUCUAUCUGCAAGGCAGCUAUAUUUUAAAAAAAAUAGAAAAAGAAAUUGAAUUUU
Molecule: messenger RNA, 2218 nt
Organism: Seminavis robusta
Lineage: Eukaryota; Bacillariophyta; Bacillariophyceae; Naviculales; Naviculaceae
Source: the annotation of a GenBank genome assembly